This is a messenger RNA of Neopsephotus bourkii (Bourke's parrot), 1108 nucleotides long. Its product is annotated as olfactory receptor 4S2-like. The transcript has a single exon. Gene Ontology annotation, cellular component: membrane. Gene Ontology annotation, molecular function: G protein-coupled receptor activity; olfactory receptor activity. The record is from RefSeq and is a predicted model, not a curated record. NCBI's taxonomy places the organism in Eukaryota, Metazoa, Chordata, Aves, Psittaciformes, Psittacidae. Gene Ontology annotation, biological process: G protein-coupled receptor signaling pathway.
AUGAUUCUAUAAAAUGCAAGUAGUGUGAAGGAAUUCAUUCUUCUGGGUCUCUCAGAAGAUCCAGGGGUGCAGAAGAUAUGUUUUGUGUUAUUUCUCUUCUUCUAUAUGAUUACUGUGGCAGGAAAUCUGCUCAUUAUUAUCACGGUAACCAGCAGUCAGCCUCUGAGCUCCCCCGUGUAUUUCUUCCUCUGCUACCUGUCCUUUGUAGACAUCUGCUACUCUGUCACAGCUCCCAGAAUGCUUGCUGACUUCCUUGUUGGAAAUAAAACCAUCUCCUUUGUAGGCUGCAUAGCCCAGCUGUUUGCGGUACAUUUCUUUGGCUGCACAGAGAUCUUCAUCCUCACAGUGAUGGCCCACGAUCGUUACCUUGCCAUCUGCAGACCUCUCCAUUACACCACUCUCAUGACCAGGCAGGUGUGUGGCCGGAUGGUGAUCGGCUCAUGGGUAGGAGGCUUCAUGCACUCCAUAGUGCAGACUCUUCUAACCACCCAGCUCCCCUUCUGUGGCUCUAACAAAAUAGACCACUACUUCUGUGAUAUCCACCCAUUACUACAACUGGCUUGUACGGACACCUAUGCUACGGGCAUUGCUAUUGUGGCCAACAGUGGAAUGAUAACUCUGAGCAGUUUCUUCAUCCUGGUCAUGUCCUAUGUUGUCAUCGUGGUUUCCCUGAAAAGGAUAGGGUGGCAGAUGGCCCUCUCCACCUGUGGGUCCCACAUCACUGUGGUGAUUCUGUUCUUCGGGCCAUGCACAUUCAUCUACAUAUGUCCAUCCAGCAAUCUGCUGGAGGACAAGAGCAUAGCAGUGUUUUACACCGCCAUUGCCCCCAUGUUGAACCCACUCAUCUACACGCUAAGAAACGAGGAGGUGAAGAGUGCCAUGAGAAAACUGUGGAGUAGAAAAGUGGGAAGUGAAAAUGGGAAGGUGUAGAACUGCAAUAACAUUCCCAAAGGAAAUACCUGUCAUGGAAAUUCCCCAGAAACUGCCUUUCGAGGAAAAUCUUGCUGUUAGCUCCUGUUGUAAUUAGGAAUCAUAGACUAGAAUACCAGGUUGGAAGACAGUGAAGGUUCAUCUUUUGAUUUGAAGGACAUUGUGAACUCUGUGAUGA